This is a messenger RNA of Sphaeroforma arctica JP610, 841 nucleotides long. RefSeq lists its product as hypothetical. The coding region runs from base 1 to 801 and encodes 266 amino acids. The record is from RefSeq and is a predicted model, not a curated record. The transcript has a single exon. Lineage: Eukaryota; Ichthyosporea; Ichthyophonida.
AUGAUUUCCUCAAUCUUGACUGUUUCCCUGGGCUUGUUUAUGUUGUGCAGUAAUUCGGCCGCAAAGAGUAUUAGCUCGCCUGCAAUAGACCAGAUGAUUCAAUAUACGCCCAGCCCAGAUCAAUCACCAAUACUGCCACCACCAGAUCUUGACUUCCGAGGUAAUAAUGCAGGCUAUACAGUUGAAUGCUCUACCGCCGACAAUAUAGCCAUCGAUACGCCCAUAGUCAAUUACGCCCUGUGUUUCUACGCAGUAUGCGAGAUAGUUUCUUGGACGAAUGAAGAAAAUAGUAAGGGGGUGGGUCGCUGUGGAUGUGUAGCUUGGCACGGAAGUAAUUACGUGGGCGUCGAUUCCAUUCUGAAUGAUACCUUGUCGAAAGAAACCCUCCAAGCAUGUCCCGAAGGAUCUAAUAGUGCCGGGUGCAGUGAGCCGAACAGUGCCCCUAUCUGCCAAUAUGUGAACAAUCCAAAGAAUAUGUACGUUGACCUGCCAACUGGACCGGCAGAGCUUAUCUCUGACUUUAGCCUGGCCUUUUCGGGCAACGAAUCAGGGGACAGUAUCUACGGAUGGAAAUUGAGCUCCACGGAUCGUGAGAAAGGAUUGUAUGCUUCAUGUAUGACUGCACCGUGCUACAACGAAUCGAUAACACUUAGCGGCGUGAGAUAUCCCGUCACCUGUCUGUGCCCUAUAGUUGAGCACGAGUUUACAGUAGGUCAGGAUGGUAUUGUUUGCCAGCAAGAGAAUGGGCUGGUUUGGAAUGCGUCGUAUAACCUACGAACUAUAAUCGCUGACGCAGAAUAAAAAUGUGAAUAUGUUGUAUAUAAAAUUACACCCAAUGUGC